CGUAAAAUGCGCCACCCACCUUGAGAUACAAGUUCUAGGGUCUCAAGUGUAGUUACGACGGCUGGCCCACCCCCAUCAAACCGAAACGCGUUACUGCUCUAUGCGGCUCUAUUCCGAGGUCGGAUGGGAGACAUGAAGAAAUGGUGUACCCCAUUAACAUUGACCGCAUUCGUGUCGCAACCACGGAACCUGGAGUGGUGGAAAGUGAAUACUGAACAGUUGCUUGUGAGAGAGCGGUGUGCGAGCUUGUGCAGUGUUGAAUAGUGUUGGGAAAGUGUUUUUAUGUUACCUCUAAACUUCGACAGACAUGCUACAUUGAAAGUUGAAAAACAAUGGCGAUUUCCACGGUUGCAGCUACAGCCAUUAAAUCAGCUCUUGCCAUCGGCGGUCUGCAUACACUUACUUUCAUACCGAUAAUGCUAGCGGCCAUGGCCUAUUUCAACUAUGAACUACUAGAUCCCGAACAAAGACCGUUCAAUCAGAAAUAUUUGAGAGAAACAUAUGAUUUCAUAGUGGUCGGAGGAGGAUCUGCCGGAUCUGUAUUAGCUAAUAGACUGUCUGAAGUUGAAGGUUGGAAUGUCUUGCUUUUAGAAGCAGGAGGUCACGAAACCGACAUCAGUGAUGUUCCCUUACUGUCAUUGUAUUUGCAUAAGAGCAAACUUGACUGGAAAUACCGGACCCAACCGCAAGACACUGCUUGCCAAGCUAUGAUCGACAAACGAUGCAGCUGGACUAAAGGCAAAGUCUUGGGAGGCUCUUCAGUUCUCAAUACCAUGUUGUAUAUAAGAGGGAACAAGCGUGAUUUCGAUCAGUGGGAGUCCUUUGGAAACCCGGGGUGGGGCUAUGAAGAUGUCUUGCCGUAUUUCAAGAAAUCUGAGGACCAACGCAAUCCGUACUUGGCAAAGGAUACCAAGUAUCAUCAAACUGGCGGGUAUCUAACUGUCCAAGACUCCCCGUAUAAUACUCCGAUCGGAGCUGCGCUACUCCAAGCUGGUGAGGAAAUGGGAUAUGACUUUAUCGACGUAAACGGAGCUCAACAAACUGGAUAUGCGUGGUACCAGUUUACUAUUCGAAGAGGCACCAGAUGUUCCACAGCAAAAGCUUUCCUGAGACCUGUAAGACUACGACAGAACCUUCAUAUCGCUCUAUUCUCCCACGUCACUAAAGUUUUAAUUGACAAGGAUACGAAAAGAGCAUACGGAGUCGAAUUCCUUAGAGAUGGCACUCAGCAAGUCGUUUAUGCAAAACGAGAAGUUAUAUUGGCGGCUGGAGCAAUAGCUUCGCCUCAAUUACUUAUGUUGUCUGGUGUCGGACCCGAGCAACACCUAAAAGAGGUGGGGAUCGAUGUGAUUCAUGAUUCUCCUGGAGUCGGGAGAAACCUGCAAGAUCACAUCGCUGUCGGAGGCAUUAUCUUUCGAAUCGAUUAUCCCGUAAGUUUGGUUAUGAAUCGUCUUGUGAACAUUAACUCUGCUUUACGGUAUGCCAUCACCGAGGACGGUCCACUUACAUCCAGCAUCGGCCUCGAAGUUGUAGCUUUUAUUAAUACUAAAUAUGCAAAUGCUACUGACGAUUGGCCUGACAUUGAAUUUAUGAUGACAUCAUGUUCGACGCCUUCUGACGGAGGUACACAAGUGAAAAAAGCACACGGACUGACGGAUGAGUUCUACAAUGAAGUUUUUCAAGAAGUUAACAACAAAGACGUUUUCGGUAUCUUUCCGAUGAUGUUACGUCCAAAAAGUAGAGGAUUUAUUAAACUACGCUCUACGAAUCCCCUGGACUACCCUAUAAUGGUCCACAAUUACUUGACGCAUCCUGAUGACGUUGGAGUACUGAGAGAAGGGGUGAAAGCCGCGGUAGCAGUUGGAGAAACAACAGCCAUGAAACGUUUCGGAUCAAGGUUUCAUGCAAAACCUGUCCCGAAUUGUAAGCACCUACCUCCUUAUACUGACGAAUAUUGGGACUGUUUUAUUCGUCAAUACACCAUGACCAUUUAUCACGUUUCGUGUACAGCGAAAAUGGGUCCUUCUAGUGACCCAAUGGCAGUUGUGGAUCCAAGAUUAAAAGUAUAUGGGAUCGAAGGUCUUAGAGUGAUAGACGCAAGUAUUAUGCCCACAAUUACUAAUGGAAAUAUUAAUGCUCCAGUCAUCAUGAUCGCUGAGAAAGGAGCUGAUAUGAUCAAAGAAGAUUGGUUACCAAAAUCUAAAAAACGACGACGCAGAAGCAUCAGAUGCUCUAGAUUAGAAAAAAUUAGUUUAGGCCGUCAUAAUAGUAAGCUUUGCUCAAUUAAAAGAUGAUGUAAUGGAAUUUAAUAGAAUAAGUAGUAAAAUUAAGGGAUUUUUAGUAUACAGAGAUACCAAAAGUGUUCAUGUUCAAAUGUGUAAUGUGUAAGCGAUCUGUUUCGCAGAUUCUAGUCGGCGGUGUGCUUGAAUAAAAUAAUACAUUAGAAAUAUUUCUAGUUAAGUUGGACGCUAUUAAAUCGGGACCUCUUUUAACUUAGUCAAUCUAGGUAUUUACACAAAACAGAAAAUUAGUUAUAUAAAUCUUGUAAAUAAUCUACUUAUUUAGUAUUCGUUAAUUUCGCUAUAACUGUUUUUUAUUGCCCCGACGUAAUUUAAAUUUAUUUAAUUUAAAUGAUGUAAGACUUUUUUAUGAGCAGGAAUACAUGGGUUUUAUUUUUAUUUCUUUCCUAUACUGUUCUCAAUAUAAAACAUUAGCGAGUGGUUAGCAAUUUUGUCUCUUCUCUGGUCUCGAAUCUUACUUGAAGAUAAAUAUCAAUGCAAAUGACAUAAGCCAAUUUAUACCUACGUUCUUAAUAAAGCUUUUUAGUUAUAAUGAUUGUAAUAAACAUGAACAGCUUACAAUAUUGCUGUACUUUUUAUGUUUUUACCUGAAGUAAAUGGACAGAUUUGGUUU
Molecule: messenger RNA, 2913 nt
Organism: Bombyx mori (domestic silkworm)
Lineage: Eukaryota; Metazoa; Arthropoda; Insecta; Lepidoptera; Bombycidae
Product: glucose dehydrogenase [FAD, quinone]
Exons: 4
Coding region: 333-2294 (653 amino acids)
Molecular function (GO): oxidoreductase activity, acting on CH-OH group of donors; flavin adenine dinucleotide binding
Source: RefSeq, a predicted model, not a curated record